GAAUAGGCUUGCAUAAAUACUAAGCCCACAUUCUUUGCUUUUGCUCACAGAGUCUGGCAUCCUUGAGUCUCAGUCUGCCUGACUGAACCAGAGGAGGGAGAGAGCAGCAGGCCUGUGAGGCUGCUGGCUGACAUUGGUUUUGGGAGGCCCUGUUCACCCACAUCAGUUUCUCUGGACUUCCAGCUUAUGGCAGCAGUGUUGGCCACACAACCACUGGGCACUGUUUAGUUAUGCUGAGUGUCACUAACAGAAGCAGCCAGUAUACAAUUUUGUCUUGUCUUUACAUGAGACAGGCUCCAUGGCUCAGGAGACAGGAGCAGGGAUGACCAACUCCACAGGUGAUCUAGAGACAGGCAAAGACAUGGAAGAUCUGACAAAAGGCCUGGAGGAACUCUGUGAGAGCUCUAAGGAGAGGAGUGAGGAGGCACUGCUGCUUUCACACCUAGAACAGCAUCAUCAUCAUCUUAUCUCUAUGCUGAAGAAGAAAGAGGGUGACACACAUGAACGCUGCAGAGACCUGGAGCAGCUCAAUAUGGAGCUGGAGAAACUGAGGGCAGAGGAUGCUGUGAAAAUUAAAACUCAGACCCAGCGUAUUCAGAAUUUGGAGGAGCGCUUCAUGGAUCUGGCCAAAAACCAUGAAAAGAUGAUCCAGUUCAAAAAUGAACACAAGAAACGGCACAUGCAGCUGUGGGAGGAGAACAGGCGCCUGUGGCAAGACAGGGAAGCACUCUUCAGCCAGGCUGUGAGGGAGAAGGAAGAUGAAGUGCUCCGGCUGGCUGCCCAGGCCAGGAAGCUCUCGCAGCAGUUAUGCUCUUUGCAGGAGAAAUAUGCUUAUGAGAGUCACAGAGCCCAGGAGCGAGAGAAGGAGCUGCUGGAAGCUCAGAGCCAGCAAGCAGGUGCCUAUGCCCGAGAGGUGGAUUCACUAAAGAAGCAGCUUCAACUCCUACAGGAGAGGAACCAACAAGCUGCUGCAAGGGCUGAGCAGGCAGAAAGUCAGCAGAGGGCUCAGGGCAGCGAGCUGCAAACCAAGCUGGAGAGGGCACAUGAAGAGAAAGAGCAGCUACUGAACCUGGCUAUGGAGAGGGGCAAAGCUCUGCAAGAUAAAGAACAGGUGAUCCAGAAGCUGGAGGAGAAGCUGGAGACUGUGGAAGAAGCCAUGAAGAGAGCAGGAAGGUGCCUCAAAAAAGAGGCAGCAGCAGUUGACAAAGAUCUGAAGGUUCGAGAGCUCCAAGGACAGCUAGAAUGCAGCAAGCAGGCAUACAAUGACCUCUUGCUGCGGUUCGAUGCUUACGGAAAGCACAGUAUGGAUUUGCUGACCAAAGAGAGAGCUCCGAAUGUCAAACUCCGUCACUUUGUUGCAUAACUGCAGUUUGCUCCCCUCACUACAGGUGCCUCUAUGGUAACAUACCACUGCAUUUUAUUCCUUUCCAUGGGAUCAUCAUUUCUUUAUACAGUCCUGGCCAGCUUAAACCCUACUCCAAGGACAGUUCUGUAGCCUUUUUGUCAUUACACUUUCAUGAAAGUAAAUCACUACACUCUUAAAUCUGAACAUGGAUCAUUGAACCAGUCAAACCUGUGACAUGAAUGAUUAGAGUGGAAAACAUAAAAUAUGAAUUUGAUUUAUUUAGUGCUAACCUCUGCUGAAUCAUAGGUUUUCAUUUUCUUAUUGUUAAAACCAAUUUAUUUUUCAAGAUGGCUACAAGCUCAAACCCUUAGCCUUUUGUAUUUGAUUCCACUUUGAAGUUCAACAGAGGAUGGACACGUUAAGAGGCUCUGAGGCUCCAAGAAAGAAAUCCUACCUUGCAAUGUCUCUGCAAUUCUCUAAAUUCAGGAACUUAACAGGUAAUCCAAUAGUAUCAUACAACAGCUGAUGCUCAAGCAAAAUACU
This is a messenger RNA of Corvus hawaiiensis (hawaiian crow), 1888 nucleotides long. RefSeq names its product coiled-coil domain containing 89 (gene CCDC89). The record is from RefSeq and is a predicted model, not a curated record. The transcript has a single exon. Bases 299 to 1363 code for a protein of 354 amino acids. NCBI's taxonomy places the organism in Eukaryota, Metazoa, Chordata, Aves, Passeriformes, Corvidae.